This is a messenger RNA of Medioppia subpectinata, 544 nucleotides long. The record is from the annotation of a GenBank genome assembly. Lineage: Eukaryota; Metazoa; Arthropoda; Arachnida; Sarcoptiformes; Oppiidae.
CAGGCAUUGGCCGACCCGACAGAGUAUGAAAACCUAUUCCCAAAUUUUGAGGAUUCACUGAAAGCGCAAACAUUUUUGGAUAAAAAACGCGAAGCGAAUGGCUUUGAAAAGGCGUCUAAUUUUCCCAACAUUUCAUACAAUCACGAAAGGAAUCCAAUCGAAGAAAUGAAAGCAGAAGCGAGUGGUGUUGAGUACAAUCCACACAACAAUAUGUCCCGAAACUCGAUGAGUGCCAGUAAAGAGAGCGCAGACUUUGAAGAAGCGCUCUCUUCUCUGCCGAAGGAAAGGGACGGUAAGGCAGAGCCUAAAGAUAAUUCAUUAGAGGAUUUGGACGAAGACUUAGACAACUUAGACCUCGAGGACGAUAACAUCGAUGUAUCGGACGUUAAUCUGGACGAAGAUCUCAUAAGCGAUGAUUAAAACACCAUUUAUUGAAUUAAUUUUGCAAAGAAUUUAAUUUCUAUGUUUCUAUACAGUAAUCGAGUGAACGAUUGAUGAAAUCACAUGUUAUUUGAAAUACAUUUUAUAAUUUAUGUAAUAAAAA